Molecule: messenger RNA, 4236 nt
Organism: Dicentrarchus labrax (European seabass)
Lineage: Eukaryota; Metazoa; Chordata; Actinopteri; Moronidae
Product: carboxyl-terminal PDZ ligand of neuronal nitric oxide synthase protein
Exons: 12
Coding region: 443-2518 (691 amino acids)
Molecular function (GO): nitric-oxide synthase binding
Source: RefSeq, a predicted model, not a curated record
CCACCACCAGGACGGGAUAAAAAAAAAAAGACCCACAGCGAGCAACAUCACCUGCGGAGACAGACGCUGGAUUCCCCCCCCACCCCCAAACCCCCGGGGCUUUGGAAAAACACACACAUCCUCCACGUUGCUGUGUCUGUUUUUGUUUUGUUUAUUUUUUUUUGGUCAAGAAGGAAACCCUCAAGUGUCUCUCGGUUGUGUAUUGUGAGUCAGAAAAAAAAAAAGAGGGCGCCCAAAUCUGUCCCUCUUUUAGGACGGGACCUUUUUGAAGCUCAGAGCACCAACAAUGGACUGCGUUUCCACCGGGAACUCACUCCUGGAGCCGUGCGGCACUCACACAUGGGACCGUAGCGUUUCAAACCCAGACGACAUCUGUCUGUGUAGUUGUUGAACAGUGUUUACCGUGGUGGUGGGGGUCGGGGGUCGUCGGUUGGUGCCCGCCAUGCCUGCGAGGAACAGGUACAACCUGGUGGACGAUCUGGCGGACUCGAGGGUGCCGCUCCAUAACGAAGAGGCGUACCAGCAUGGGAUUCAUUUCCAAGCCAAGUAUGUGGGGAGUCUUGACGUGCCCAGGCCCAACAGUCGGAUGGAGAUUGUGGCAGCCAUGAGGAGAAUCAGGUAUGAAUUCAAGGCCAAGAACAUCAAGAAGAAGAAGGUCAGCAUUGUGGUGUCUGUGGACGGGGUCAAGGUGAUGCUGAGGAAGAAACAGAAGAGAAAAGAAUGGUCAUGGGACGAGAGCAAGAUGAUGAUUAUGCAAGAUCCCAUUUACAGGAUUUUCUACGUGUCUCAUGACUCCCAGGACUUAAAGAUCUUCAGUUACAUUGCCAGAGAUGGUUCCAGUAAUUCCUUCAGAUGUAAUGUCUUCAAGUCAAAGAAGAAGACUCAGGCCAUGCGUAUUGUGCGGACAGUAGGUCAGGCCUUUGAAGUGUGCCAUAAGCUCAGUCUUCAGCAUGCUGAGCAGGAUGCAGACGGACAGGCCGAUGGAGAGAGUGACAAGUCCACAGAGGAGCCCAGCAGUCAAGGUCGUAAACUGACGGGAGCAGAGCAAGGGGAGGACGAGGAGGAGGACAGCAAACAUGGGGGAAAGCAAGGAGGAGAAAGUCCUUCGGCUGGAGCUUCGCUGUGUGAAAAGGCAGUCAGUGAAAUUCUGCAGAGUCUGGCUGAACUGAACGUGGUGAAACCUGGACAGACCAUUAUAUACCUGACCAGAUCAUUGAUCUGCAGCUCUCCAAGUUGGCAGCAGAUACCAAAGGACUUUGAUCGAAGGUCCCUCUUCACUGUGACAUCCCAAGGCGUUACUCCCAGCAGCCCUCGCGCUCAGUCUCUCACUCCGCUGGCAUCUCAGCACUACCUGCAGCUUCUUCAGCAGCAGCUACAGCAGCAACAGCAGCACACACAGGUGGCUGUUGCGCAGGUGCAGUUAUUGAAGGAUCAGAUGGCAGCAGAGACUGCUGCUCGUAUGGAGGCUCAGGCCCGUGUCCACCAGCUGCUGCUGCAGAACAGGGACUUGCUGCAGCACCUGGCCCUGCUCGUGCAGCAGCUGAAAGAGUUGGAGGCCCGCUCCCCAAAAACAACACAACCAGGGCAGCCACAACAGGAGCCUCAGGCUAAUGGGCACAACGGUCAACAGUCACCUUGCAGCUCAGUUUCUACAUCAGUAAAGUCUCUGUCUCUGAAUCUGAAGAAUCACUACAGCCAGGCCCUGGACCAGCUCAUCACCUCCACGCCCGCAUGGCCCCUCCAAACCUCACCCCUCUCCCCCACCCAAGUGGACUGCGCCGAGUCCUACCUGAACCUGCUCAACCUGGAGAACAGCACCAAACCAGACGCAUCGGUCAACGGAGACCUGGACCCCUUCAUCGAGACCAAUGGGAGAGCGGACGACAAGGAGGGCUCGUGCAAUGAGAUCGUCCCGUUUACGCUGAGGAACUCAGUCAACAUGGAUGAAAAGUUUAAACAGAUGAUCCCUAAACUUGACCCCCCUCCACCCUCCCUGAACCGCAAGCGGGCCAGCAGGACCUUGUCUCCGGGGGCAGACGUCACAGCUGCGUCCACACCAGGCGAGGUCACCGCUAAUGAUGUGGCCCCCAGCCGCAGCAGCAGCCUCUCAUUCCCAGACAUCACCCCCAGCUCGUUGUCGUCCGCUGAUUUCCACUCGCUUAGCAACGGCGGCGAGAGCAGCUCCUGCUCGGCCAGCGAGGACUCGGGCGUUCGCUCUGAGACCAAGUCCCUGCUGUCGCCGCUGCGCGACGACGACGACCUGUUCGGGGACCGCGGGACGUUUCUGACGGCCUCCAGCGGCUGUAACAGUCCCUUGGAGGAGAGAUGCGAAGCGGUUCUCUCUUCCUCCGAGUCAUAUCCUGCUGACCCCCCCACCCUCGUCACACAUUCGGACACCUAUGAGCACCCACUGCCCUUCACGUCUCCUAUGAAUGAUACCUGCCUUCACAUCAGUUUCUCUGAGGAUGAGCUGCUGGAGAGCAACCAGGAAGACCCAAAUGUCCCACAGCGGAGUUAGGAGGGCGAGCUGAUGGGCCCCUGGAGACCCUUUUCACCGUGUCCAUCAAUCAGCUUUUAAUGCAAUACUUACUGUCAGACUCUCCUAUGUUUGCACUGGGCUCCAUUUCAGGACCUUUAAUUAUUCCGUCCACUUGUGACACAGUACAGACAUAGCAUAUAGCAGAAAAAUAAUCUUAUCGUAUAAAUUAUUAGCCAAUGGACAGAUUUAGUAUUUUUGUAAUGAAUUAAUGAUCUAAUUUACUUUUUAGUGACUAGAAUGUUAAGCAGAAUACAUGUAGCAAUUCUUGCACUGUUAAGGUCACACGUAAUUUACUGUAGAAUUCAAAUGAGGGAACACAUUUUAUUUUUGCUAGUAGUCUACAUUUAAACUUUUGUUUUCUAUGAUGCUUCGCUGUGGUGCAAACUAUUGUGGGAAAUAUGAUUUUCUGGAGAUUUGAUACACAGUGAUCAUGCAAAUGUUUGGUGAUGUUGGGAAGAGCCUCGCCGUCUGUACUGCACCUGACUGGAUUAAGGGUGGAAAGAAAAGAACAAGAAAGUCAGUUAAAGGAAAAAUGGAGGAUAGAAAUGAGCAGAUCUAGUUUAUUUGUUUUGUUUAUGCACAUCCAUUUGUGACUGUGCACAAAUGGAUUUUUUUAUUACCAGGGUUGAGUGGAUUUUAGAAUGUUUUGUGCUACGUGUAUUUUGAGGUUUUCACACUUGUGAGCCCCUAAGGCAGUGCUGUAAAAAUGAGGGGAAUAGCCAAACUUGUGUAUUGCAUUUAUUCUGUCGAUAGCACAGUUGUAAGCCUUCAAAACAAAGGAAUUUCCAUUUUUUUUCUCCAAUUUAAAAUAUUUUAGUUUUGAGAAAUGGCACAGAAAGAAAGCAAACCCUCAAAAAGUCGACACAAUGAGCCAUAAAAGCUUUGCACCUGUCUGAGUGGGAGUCUGUUAUAAAAUGAACCCUCAGACUCAAUAGGAAGAUAAUUGUGUAAUCAUGGAGAAAGACAGCUUUGCGGAUGGAUUUUCUCUGUUCUGUCUCUCACUUUGUGAAAUCCUGAAUAACCAGCAAGUCAGUUUCAUUUAGAGCUUUCAGGAGAAAUUACCCUGACAUUGUAUAUUUAUUGUUUUUAGUGAGUGCAGUUUAAUCCGACCGUUGGGAACAUUGUUUUAGCUUGAUUGGUGUAUUUCAGUAUAGAGCUACAACAAUUAGUCGAUCAACAGAAAAUGUUGAUAAUCUAUUAAUAGUUUUGAAUCAUUUUUUGGUGUUAAUAUUUAAUGUGAAGUGAAUAUCUUUGGGUUUUCGGACUGACAUCUCUGACAUUUUAUAGAUUAAACGAUAAAUCGACAGAGAAAAUGAUCAGCAGAUGAAUUGACAAUGAAAAUAAUCAUUUGUUACUGCCCUAUAGCUAAACAUGCAGCUAUUCAAAUGUUCUUUUUAAAAUUUGUUUACAUGCAAGUGGUAAGGUAUUACUGCACUGUUAAUAGUUUUGUAUUUAAUUAAGCGCACUGGUGUAAUCUCUGACAGGUAGAAGCGUCAAUAAAUGGAUGAACUAGGAAAAAGGAGCAGAGCUGUGACAAGAGGUGGUGGUGUCAAGGUGCAGGUGUAAAAUGCCCACAGGCAAAGCUUUUAACACCCAGAAACGAGGCUUUUCUCAACAUCACAUGUGGCAGGGAGCUUUAACAGCAAUAACAGCGUGGAAGAAAAAAAUAAUAAAGAGGAAUAGUUGACAAACUUCAA